GUCAAAAAUAACAAACUUGACAAAAGCCGCUUCCUUCUUCUCAUGUUGAUAAUGUUUUUGCAUUAAUAUUAAAUAUAACAGACAAGUACAGAGUUACUGAGUAAAAUCAAAUAUUUUAUGCAUUUAAAAUGUAUCGCACUGAUAAGCAAUUUAUGAAGAAUCCAGCUACAGCACCAUGCCGCAUUUAUAUUGGAGGUUUAGCAAAAACUGUUAUUGCUAAUGAUCUGGAAGAAAAGUUCAAACCCCACGGGACUAUCGCCGGUUUGUCUUUAAACACCGGUUUUGCUUUUAUUCAAUUCGACUCGGAGAAUGAAGCGCAAGCAGCAAUUAAAGCAGAAAAUGGCACAAUGUUGUGUGGCAGAAAAAUUAUUGUAAAGCAAGCUAUGGACAAGUCAAAACCGAAUCAAACUCCACAAAGACCUAACCAAGCACCUCCUCAAAGAUCGCCGAUUCAAAAUGUACCCCCAAAACCUACUCCACAAAAGACGCCACCACCACCUCCACAAAAUUUGAAGUCAGAGGAACCAGAUUUUGAUCAAGAAUCUGGUGAUGACUUUCCUGAGGAUGACAGACCAAAUAUUAAACCACCAGCUAUACAAAGGCAUAAUGAUGACAAAGGUUUUAACAGAGGAGGCAGGCGAGAUGGAGGAAGUGGAGAUAGAUCCAGAGAUCGAGACUACAACAGAUUUGGUGGCAGAUUUGAGCCGCCACCUAAAAUAGAGCCAUAUAGAGAUAACAGAGACAGAGAGGCGUAUAUGAGGGAUAUGGACUUUCAGCCACCUUCAAGAAAUGACCCCUAUAUGCAUGGACCUAUGUUUGAACCUCCACCAGCUCCAGUAGAGAAGAACGAUUGUGAAAUCAUUGUAGUGGCAAAACAGCUUACAAAUCAGCAGAGUAUUAGAGAAUAUGCCGAAUUUAUAGAACAGAAACUGAAAACGCAAGGUCUAAUCGUUGAUCUGCUGUUUCCGAACGAGGAUGUACCGAUAGGUAAAGUGUUGGCGAACAUCUCGAGCAGAGGAUGCCUGUACGCUAUUCUAAUCAUGCCUGUGAAUGAAGAACGUAGGAGCCUCACUCUUAAUAUACUUCACGGCGUUCCCCAAGAACACAGAAAUAUGCCUAUUGAAGAUGCCAUGAUAUUGAUUUCAAGAGAUUUUGAAAGCUACAUGAAGGGCGAUCGUAAUCCUACAGAUCCAUCUCAAAUGACCUUGCUUGAUAGACAUCCCAACCAAAUGCAAAUUCUCUUAAAUCUACUAUCGGAAAACCGCCAGAUCUACUCACUCCAGUAUGAUAAACUCAUCACGUACCUAAAAGAGCGCAGAGUACUACAGCACGAGUACGAACUCGAAGAGGGUAUAACGCCCAACGAAGAAGGGGACAGCAAACAAGCCGAAUUGCAGAACCGCAUCAUGAACAUACUAAACAAAUCUGAAGCGCCUCCAGCUCCCGAACCACCUUCAAGCGAACCCACUCCUAUCUUGAAGGAUCCUACCGUGCAGAAGGCAUUGGACAGUUUGAUGUUGGGAGAUAUGUUCAAAAAUAUAGCUGGCUAGAUGCAUAUUUACUUUUAAGAUUUAAAGUUUGGAUGUAAUUUUGUAUAGGUAAUUUUUUAAUUCAUCAUUUAUGUCGGUAAAAUAAAAAAUACACGU
Diabrotica balteata is the source of this 1646-nucleotide messenger RNA. Lineage: Eukaryota; Metazoa; Arthropoda; Insecta; Coleoptera; Chrysomelidae. The record is from the annotation of a GenBank genome assembly.